Molecule: messenger RNA, 972 nt
Organism: Jaculus jaculus (lesser Egyptian jerboa)
Lineage: Eukaryota; Metazoa; Chordata; Mammalia; Rodentia; Dipodidae
Product: olfactory receptor 1094-like
Exons: 1
Coding region: 1-972 (323 amino acids)
Biological process (GO): sensory perception of smell; G protein-coupled receptor signaling pathway
Cellular component (GO): membrane
Molecular function (GO): odorant binding; G protein-coupled receptor activity; olfactory receptor activity
Source: RefSeq, a predicted model, not a curated record
AUGGAUGCACAAGGAAUUCAGAUAAACAAUGUGACUGAAGUCACCAUAUUCAUACUGAUGGGAUUCACAGAUGAUUUUGAUAUGAAGGUCUUGUUAUUUUUAUUAUUUCUUAUCAUUUAUCUUUUUACUGUGAUUGGAAAUUUGGGGUUGGUGUUUUUGGUCAUUGGAGAUUCUGGGCUCCACAACCCCAUGUACUAUUUUCUGAGUGUUUUGUCAUUCUUGGAUGCUUGCUUUUCUACAGUACUGACUCCAAAAAUGUUAGUCAAUUUCAUUGCCAAGGAUAAAUCCAUUUCAUUUGUUGAAUGUGCAACACAAAUGCUUCUUUUUGUGACUUUUGGGACCACAGAGUGCUUUCUAUUGGCAGCAAUGGCUUACGACCGCUAUGUCGCCAUCUACAACCCACUUCUGUACUCAGUGAGCAUGUCUCCCAGGGUCUAUGUGCCACUUAUUAUUGCUUCCUAUACUGGUGGAAUUCUGCAUGCUACCAUACACACAGUGGCUACCUUUAACCUUUCAUUCUGUGGCUCAAAUGAAAUCAAGCACGUCUUCUGUGAUAUUCCUCCACUGCUUGCAAUUUCCUGUUCUGACACCCACAUAAACCAGCUUCUACUCUUCUACUGCGUGGGCUCCAUUGAGAUCAUCACCAUCCUCAUUGUCCUGGUCUCCUAUGGCUUUAUCCUGUUGGCCAUUCUGAGGAUGCACUCAGCUGAAGGGAGGAGAAAAGUGUUCUCUACAUGUGGAGCUCACCUCACAGGGGUGUCCAUUUAUCAUGGGACCAUCCUCUUCAUGUAUGUGAGACCGAGUUCCAACUAUGCUUUGGAGCAUGACAUGAUAGUUUCAACAUUUUAUACCAUUAUAAUUCCCAUGUUGAAUCCUAUCAUCUAUAGUUUAAGGAACAAUGAUGUGAAAAAGGCAAUGAAAAAAAUCUUUGAGAGAAAUUGGUUCAUUAAGAAAAUACAUGUGUCAAAUUGA